GGGGGGGGGCAUGAGUGUAUGGCGAUUGUCGAGAAGUUUCUGGAUUUGGAGGGUCGGAUGGCCUUGCAGGACUUACCGAAGGUCGUUGAGCAUGCGAGUGUGGGGGAGAGGAUUGAGAAGAUGGGGAAUGAUUACCUUACUGUACGGCAGAUCAAAGGCGCGCGUAGGUAUAAUAUGUGCCAGAUCCUGCAUUCCUACAACGGUGAAGUCGCUAUCCGAAUCUUGAAGGCUCGGCUCCCGGCUACAAGUGCAGACUCUGUUCCCUUGAUUGAUGACAAGGCUAUUUCAGAUGAAAAGGUAUCUGGUGCGCCGAGCGUGUUCUUGACAAUGUUGGCGAUGUUUAAGGGGGUUGAGAGACGCGAGGCUCAGUGGAGGAAACUGCUUGAUGAUGCGGGUUACAGAGUUAAUGCUUUGUAG
Hyaloscypha bicolor E is the source of this 417-nucleotide messenger RNA. RefSeq names its product S-adenosyl-L-methionine-dependent methyltransferase. Gene Ontology annotation, molecular function: O-methyltransferase activity. The record is from RefSeq and is a predicted model, not a curated record. Lineage: Eukaryota; Fungi; Ascomycota; Leotiomycetes; Helotiales; Hyaloscyphaceae. The transcript has 3 exons. The annotation marks the transcript as partial.